AAUGUCAUCUUUAUUGUUCUGGAAAUAGGUCGCGUUACCAAAACUAAAGAUGGACAUGAAGUGAGGUCGUGCAAAGUAGCCGACAAAACUGGCAGCAUCACAAUUUCAGUGUGGGAUGAGGUUGGAGGUCUAAUUCAGCCCGGGGAUAUCAUUCGCUUGACGAGAGGCUAUGCUUCAAUGUGGAAAAACUGCCUAACACUCUAUACCGGGAGAGGUGGCGAUCUUCAAAAAAUAGGAGAGUUUUGUAUGGUAUAUUCAGAAGUACCCAACUUUAGUGAACCAAAUCCAGAAUACCUCAACCAGCUGAACCAAACAAACAAAGUUGCACAAAGUGAACAUAGAAACAAUUCUCCUCCUAGUCAGCUGGCUACAAAUGGACAGAUGCAAGCAGGAAAUGGCUCACAAUGUGGGCCAUUGCAAGGGGGACUUCCCCCAUCAAGCAAUAACCAUCAACAUCAGAACCCUAACUUUGUAGGUGGUGGAAGACCCAAUGGACGGGGACCAAUAAGUCAGCCACCGAUGACUCUAGCGCAAGGAUCUGCAGCAGUGACCACUGUUAGCAAUGGAAGAGACCCACGUAGAGCAUUCAAAAGAUGACGUGCCAAAUGUGUAUAUCGGCCUUGUUUAAACCUACACCCUACUUGAACCCACUCGAUGCACUUUUAUUUUUACAUAACUGAGUUUGUAUGUUUUGUUUUAAUCCUCUUAAUUAAGAUGGGAUUUUGAACUGUAAAACAUUGGCUCAAUAGUUGAGGUGAUUUGCAGUGUUCAAGCUGCACAAACUUAUUUUAUGAGCUGAAAAUGAGUUGUGAAAGUAGAGGUGAUUGUGUUGAGAGCAGUGGGGAAAAUAAAUUAGGUAAAAUGUCAAUAAAAUUCCAUUAAAUUACUGAUAGCAUGUAGUGAAAGGCAUUCUGUCACCUUACUAUCAUUGGGUGUGUUCAGUUGAAUCUUGUUCAUGUAUUCUGUGCUAAAUUUACAAAGGAGCUAUCUCUCCAACUGGUUUAUCAUAGUGCAGGAAAUUGACGUUAUGCUCUGGUGAGUUUUCAAAAAAA
Messenger RNA from Chiloscyllium plagiosum (whitespotted bambooshark), 1052 nucleotides. RefSeq names its product SOSS complex subunit B2-like. Gene Ontology annotation, cellular component: SOSS complex. Lineage: Eukaryota; Metazoa; Chordata; Chondrichthyes; Orectolobiformes; Hemiscylliidae. Gene Ontology annotation, biological process: mitotic G2/M transition checkpoint; double-strand break repair via homologous recombination; response to ionizing radiation. The record is from RefSeq and is a predicted model, not a curated record. Gene Ontology annotation, molecular function: DNA binding.